Messenger RNA from Acanthaster planci (crown-of-thorns starfish), 2446 nucleotides. RefSeq lists its product as uncharacterized. NCBI's taxonomy places the organism in Eukaryota, Metazoa, Echinodermata, Asteroidea, Valvatida, Acanthasteridae. Gene Ontology annotation, molecular function: calcium ion binding. Gene Ontology annotation, cellular component: membrane. The record is from RefSeq and is a predicted model, not a curated record.
UGAAGAGGGUCCUGUCUUUCAAAACUGCCCCGACAAUGUCACUGCAGCGACAGAUCCACGAAGUGACAUGGCUAUUGCCACCUGGAAUACACUAGUUGCCAUUGACAACAGCGGUGCAGUGAUCACGCCAACCAGCAACAGUCGGUCAGGUGAUUCAUUUGCCAUUGGCUCAACAACAGUGUUGUACAUCGCUUUGGAUCCCAACAAUAACAUUGGGCGUUGCGAGUUUGAAGUAAUAGUCAUUGACAAUGAACUCCCUGAGUUCACUAACUGUCCAUCUGACCUGGAAGUGAUGUUGAUGGGAGGUGAGAAUUCAACACUGGCCAACUGGACAGAACCAAUUGCCAAGGACAACUCGGGCUCCGUCAACGUCUCGUUGCUGUCCCAAUUGCCGUCAGAGUUCCUGAUUGGGAGAACCCUUGUCAUCUACACGGCCACCGAUCCAUCUGCGAACACUGCCAGUUGUUCGUUCAAUGUCAUUGUCUUCUCCAGUGACAUGCUGAUGAUAGCCUGCCCAGCCGAUGUGAUCCUGUUCACUGAUCCCAGUGUGAACAGCAGCACGGCAUCGUGGCCUGCGCCUGUGUUUAACAGCAGCAUUGUGGUGGCGGUCAACUCUUCCCAUGCUAACAACAGUCGGUUUGAGGUGGGCCAUGCUGUGGUUACUUACACCAUCGCAGGCAAGGACGGAAGGAAUGCAAGUUGUGACUUCUUUGUAACUGUCAUAGAUAAUGAGAGCCCAGUUUUCAGCAGAUGUUCCUCCAACUUUGUUAGCUCUGCCUCACCGAGCAUGGCCACUGGUACUGCCUUCUGGGUGGCCCCAACAGCCUCAGACAAUGUUGGAGUGACCAAACUAACCUCCAACUACGAACCCAUGGCUGUCCUGCCCAUAGGAAUCACUGUGGUGACCUACAUAGCCAUUGACGCUGCAGGCAACAGGGCCAACUGCUCAUUCAAUGCAACUAUCCUUGAUAAUGAAGAUCCUGUGUUCACAUUUUGCCCUGUCACUUUGGAAUUCAUGGCUGACGCAUUUGGUAACGUCAUUGUGCCAACCAGUGGCAUGCCAAUCGCUACCGAUAAUGAUGGCCCACUGUCUGUGUCAACUAAUUACAACUUGGCAAUGCUCGAUGUUGGAUCCACAACCCUUGUUGCAUUCACCGCCAUGGAUGACGCUGAAAACAUGGCCACUUGCAAUGUCAAUAUCACUGUCAUUGCUAAUUCAGGAGACUCUCCCCCAGUCUUCAUAUCUUGCCCAUCCAACAUUGUGGUCAGCACCGUCAUGACACAGUCCUACGCUCUGGUGACAUGGGCUGUGCCUCAGGCCCAAGAUGACCGCAGUACACCUAUUGUCAUUGAGCAGAGUGGCUAUAUGCCAGGCAGACAGUUCGCUAUUGGAAUGUGGAUGGUGAUAUACGUAGCAACGGACUCCAUUGGGCAGACAGCAUUCUGUGAAUUCAACAUUACUGUGCUAGAUCAAGAAGAUCCGGUGAUCAUAGGGUGUCCUGCAAACAUUAAUGAGGUCACCAUGAAUAAUGCCCCCAUAGUUGUCAGUUGGACUCCGCCCACAGCCUCAGAUAAUUCAGGGGAGUUCACCUUGCAAGCCAACGAUAACCACGCCCCGGGAGAAAUGCUAAAUGUGGGGAUGUAUGACGUCAUCUACACUGCUAUAGAUCCCAGCGGAAAUGUGGCUAAUUGCGAAUUUGAAGUAAUCAUUGAGAACGAUGCCCCUCCAGAGUUCAUCUCUUGCCCCUCCAGCACUGUGGUGCCGACUGAUCCUGGUCAGCCUUACGCCACGGUCAGCUUCUCUUAUCCAAACCCCACUGAUGACCGCAGCAGCCCAAUGCUGUUUGGUAGUCACGGUCCUGGCACUCAGUUCCCAAUCGGUGACACCACUGUCACCUUCACAGCCUACGACUCGGCCAGUCAGUCUGCCCAGUGUGUCUUUGUCAUUACUGUGGAAGAUCGUGGGGACCCGGUCAUUAUAGACUGUCCAUCUGACCAAACUGUCUACGUCCUGUCCACCAGUGAUGUAGCUGCUGUCUUCUGGACGCCACCGACAGCAAACGACACCAAUAACUUUACUCUGACAUCUAACCGAAAUCCGGGUGAUGAGUUUGAAACUGGUUCAACUCAAGUCACAUAUACAGCAACAGACGUGUCUGGUAACACAGACACCUGCUCUUUCUCCGUGGUCGUGCAAGAAACACUCCCAACAUAUGAUACCACAGGCAGUGUGAAUUUGGUAAGGAUUGGCUCCAUAGCCAGCCCAUUUGCUGCCAGUGAUGUCCAAACAAGACUUCCUGCCCUCAGAGAUGAUAUGGAUAGACUUUUCAGGACCAGUUCAGUCAGCGGUGACUUUGUCGGCAUUACUGUCACCGGCAGCUCGGUUGAAACCAGUGACAAAGCUCUCAUAGAGUUUGUUAUUUACUUCGCUGGUUCCCCUGUUUGA